AUGUCUUCACUACCACACACCAAAGCCGGCCUCCGUGCUGUCAAAUGGCUAUCCCGGCGACAACAACGAGCAGUUGGACAGCCCGCCUGGCUAGAUGAGUACAUCACCGAAAAACAUCCUUCUUCUCCUUCUUCUGUCUUGCCUUCCACGACCCGGAGCGACACGCCGUCCGCUCGUUAUUCUGUUGGGCCUUCUCCUAUCUCACAGACGACAAUACUGGGCGAGGUUGGUAGUCCUGAUGCUGAAUAUGAUGCAGAUACUUCUCAGCCGUCCUCGGCAGCGGAUUCUCCGAAAGCUUUCAACUCUGACGGGCAUCUCAGGAGCAGCAGGCCUGUUGAUCGUCGUCCAGCGACUACGCAUUACUUCACCCCUCGGCGAUCCACAACGCUUCUUGCAUUGACGCCGCCUUCCUCGCAGCGAAGAAGGCCGACCAGAUUAGCCUUACCACCACCCUCGCUCCCGGCGCGGAGACACCCGUCGACCCAGGCGACCCAGACGUCCACCGCCAUCCUUCUCAACGGCCUCCGUGCACAGGUUGCCCAGCGCGACUCGACCAUCGCGGCCCUCAAGGCACAGCUCCGUGCGGCGGGCGCCACGCCGCCGCAGCCUCGGGACGCGAGGGGACGGUUUGCGUCGCCGCCGGGUGGUUCGUCUGCCGCUGGGAGGAAGAGCACCACCACCAGCAGCGACAGCACCAGAAGCGGCCGUGUGCAGCGUUCCAGGGGGCGGCGGAGGAGGCGCACGCAGACGGAGCUGCUGAUGGAGGCGGGGAUCAUGUUUGGGUAUCUUGACCAAGUUCCUAAUGUGAGUCAUGUGACGGGGGAGCCGGUGGUGAGGGAGGCUGUCCUGGGAGGGUGGAGUGGUGGGUCGGAGGACGAGAUUGAGGUCCGGGCGAGGGGUUUGGUGGGGGAUAUUUGGGGGAGGAAAAAGGUGAGAGUAGAGCGUGUUAUUUUUUGGAUGUAA
Cryphonectria parasitica EP155 is the source of this 963-nucleotide messenger RNA. RefSeq lists its product as uncharacterized. Bases 1 to 963 code for a protein of 320 amino acids. The record is from RefSeq and is a predicted model, not a curated record. NCBI's taxonomy places the organism in Eukaryota, Fungi, Ascomycota, Sordariomycetes, Diaporthales, Cryphonectriaceae. The transcript has 2 exons.